This is a messenger RNA of Dermacentor andersoni, 1044 nucleotides long. Lineage: Eukaryota; Metazoa; Arthropoda; Arachnida; Ixodida; Ixodidae. The record is from RefSeq and is a predicted model, not a curated record.
CUGCUGCUGUUUAACAUGCAGGUUAGUCAGUGCUAUAUUCUCUACGCUAAGAAAUCAAGCAACUAUGUUUUGGUACUGCUGCCGAGCCCCCAGUAUCUGUUUGCCAUCGCAAUGAAUUGUAUUCACGUCUCGCGCUCUUUGCUGCUACUGUCGGGCGACAUAGAAACUAACCCCGGUCCUGACUCUAACGCUAUACUAACUGAACUAAAGAAGCUAUCCGCUGGGCAAUCCCAGUUAAUUAGCGAGAUUAAAGGUUUAAAAAGCGGACUAGACGAGACUAACAAUUCGAUUUCUGAACUAAACAGAAGAAUGCAUGCCGUCGAGAGCCACUGUCAACACAUCGAGGACCUGCAGCGCCAGGUUGAAACAUUUAAGACUUCUGCGGCCAUGACGACACGGGCAAUCUCCGAUAUAGAAGCGCGCAUCGAUGACGCAGAAAACCGAGCCCGCCGCAACAACCUUGUCUUCUUCGGUAUCCCCGACCCAAGUGCGUCUGCAUCCGCCGCUCAGGCAGAGGAAGAAAUCAUUCGGCUUUGCGCUGACCAAUUAAACAUAACCGUGCAUCCUGAGGCGAUUGAACGUGCGCAUCGUCUCGGCCGCCAUUCUGAUAACCGAAACCGUCCUAUAAUCGUAAAGUUCCUUUUUUAUAAAACAAAAGAAAAAAUUCUGUCUAAUGGCCGCAAGUUGAAAGGGACUAACUAUAGCAUUCGCGAAGACUACUCUCGUACUGUGCAGAAUGCCCGGAAACAUCUUUUGGCUUUUGCAAGGACCAAGUCAGCUGCAUUUUCAUUACGCUACAAAACUCUGUUGAUAGGAUCUGCUAAGUACAUGUACGACGAAACCACAAAAUCUGUAAAAGAAAUCCAAUAGCAAUCGCUGCAUCACCGUCAUCCAACACACCGUUCGAUAACGACAACCCGCCCUAACAGUACUAUUUCAGCAAUAUAUUCUAACAUACGUAGCUUCCUUUCCAAACGUGACGUUGUAUCUAAUCUGGUUUUAUCAUCUGGAUGUAACUUGUUGAUACUUACCGAAACCUGGCUA